Messenger RNA from Spodoptera exigua (beet armyworm), 306 nucleotides. Lineage: Eukaryota; Metazoa; Arthropoda; Insecta; Lepidoptera; Noctuidae. The record is from the annotation of a GenBank genome assembly.
AUGCGUGGCGGGUUUGUUCACCCCUGCGUCGUCAGAUCUCGUAGCCAAUCGGAGAGAUUCGGAGGCUGCGUCGCAGAGCGCGCGCGCGUACCCGGCCGCUUCGUCAUUGCGACGGAGGCUGUCGUGUGUCGGCGCUGGCCCGUGCGAGCGCUCGUCCGUGCGUCACCUGAGCCGCCGCGUCCGACGCCGGGUCGCGCGAACACGCCCUCGUGCCCACCGCGCGCCACGCCGCACGCUCACGCUACCGGCCGAACGCCUGCCCGGCCCGAGCCGGCUGUGCCGCGCAGUGUCUGUGUGUCUCCAUAG